This is a messenger RNA of Ooceraea biroi (clonal raider ant), 2399 nucleotides long. RefSeq names its product SET and MYND domain-containing protein 4. Gene Ontology annotation, cellular component: cytoplasm; nucleus. The record is from RefSeq and is a predicted model, not a curated record. NCBI's taxonomy places the organism in Eukaryota, Metazoa, Arthropoda, Insecta, Hymenoptera, Formicidae. Gene Ontology annotation, molecular function: histone deacetylase binding.
UUACUAGCUCGCGCAUCUCAGAAUAUCCAAAUUUCUAUAGAGUACAGAUCGGAGGAGAGGAGUAAUGUUUUGUUGCUGAUUUAGCCGGAUAUGUGCAUGUUAAAAGUAUUAUAGCAACGUAUUUGUAAAGCAACAAAAUGGAGAAAGUAUUAACCACACUGAAUGCUAAAAUUAUAGUAGCAGGCAACCAUCGUGAACUCACAGAUAGGUAUAAGAAACUUAAGACUGACCAGGAACGUGUAAUAUUUACUCUCAAUAUUAUGUUGGAGUACGAUAUAGUUCCUAAUGCGAUUGGUAUGCCAAAAAGUGCCAAAGAAUCUGAAAAGCUGCGAGAGGAGGGCAAUAAAGUUUUUGUUAAAGGUGCUUUUAAUAAUAUUACUUGCGUCGAUGCACUGAAAUUGUACGCGAAGGCGGUAGCCUUUGCGCCUUAUCCAUCCGAGCAACUUGCUCUAGCUUAUGCCAAUAGGUCAGCGGUAUUGUUUCAACUGGGCCUGCAUACAGAGUGUAUUCAGGACAUUGACAGAGCACUGGCCUUAAAUUAUCCCGAUAACCUGAGGGCGAAGCUUUACAUACGUAAAACGGAAUGUUUAAUAAUUUUGGGAAAUCGUUCUGUAGAGGAUGUACUCGAAGAGGCGCGACAUUGGCUGGACAAAAUGUCCCUGAACGAUUCCAGUCGGGAAAAGUUGCGGACGAAGGUUCAAGUCUUACGUCGUAAGACUCUGCAGACGGAAUCGUCCACUCAAAACAUUCGUGUACAACGGAGAACAGGAAGUGCAGAAAAUGAGGCUCCACUUCCUACUAUUGCGUCCUGUAACAACGAAGUUCCUUGCGCGUCGGACGCAGUUGCGAUAAAGUACGAUAAACGUUACGGCAGACACGUCGUCGCCACUCGUAACAUUCGUCCAGGUGAAGUGGUCGCUGUCGAGCAGCCUUAUUCAUUGAUACUGAAGCAACACAAUAUGCAAACGCACUGCUCGAACUGCUUGAGGGUAUCGUGGGCGAAUAUACCGUGCAACCACUGCACUUAUGCCAUGUAUUGUUCGGAGGAGUGCAGGUAUACCGAGUGGAAAAAGUGCCACGAUGUGGAAUGCACCGUCUUCCCUCCUUUGUUGGAAUAUGACUUCUACAACAUCGAUUUCUUUAGCAUAAGGCUCGCCGUGCUCGCUCUGAGAGAAGCCGGCGGUAUGCAGGAACUGAAGACUAUGUUAAAAAAGAUCGACGAGUGUGACGAUCCACGAACAAAGGGUUUUUCUCGGGAUGGAAAGUUGCGCAGCGACAGGUAUAGCAGCGUGUACAGUCUCGUGACGAAUACCGAGAAGAGAGUCGUUCCCGAUCUCUUCAGGAGAUCUUUGGAUACUUGUUUCAUUCUGUACUUUUUGGCCACGCGCACUACGAUGUUCGGCGCGAAGCUGCCCGCCGAUUUAAAAGCGCUGGCGAGAAACGACGACGUUACAUUUUUCGGCGGUCUCGUCAUGAGGCACCAGCAGAUAAUUCCGUGCAACGUUCACACUUUCGGUGAGGAACAAGAUCUAGAUAAUGUAGAGCGUGGCUUAGCCGCCAUGCCGUUCUACAGUUUACUCAAUCACAGCUGCAGUCCAAAUGUGUUGAGGCAUUCGAGACCUAAGCACAUAGUGCUGUACGCUAUGUAUCCCAUCCGAAAGGGCGAGCAGCUGUUGGAUAAUUACGGACAACAUUACGCUAUCUUGUCGAGAGCGGAGAGGCAACAGAAGCUACUCAAACAGUAUUAUUUCACCUGUGAUUGCACACCUUGCCAGGAGAACUGGCCUUUCCACCACGAAUUGCAAUCGGUCAAGACUUUAGUGAAGAAGGAGGAAGACAGGGCCAAGAUAUACGAAGCGUUAAGGAAAUUUAAUACGUACGUCGAUCUAGCGAAAAACGAUGACAUUCAAGAUAAGUCUUACAUAAUUGAAGACUUGGUGAAGAUGGUGCAAGUGUUGCACGAUCAUGCGCCGAUGCCCUGCGAGGAAAUGAGCAAUGUGAUCGAGACGUUAAAACGGGUGUACGAUUUGAACGGGAAUAGGUUCGAGAUACCAAAAGUGUGGACGUAUCAGAAGUAAGGACGUGUUCCAUUAUAUAUCGUUCGAUAUAAAACGAUGUUAUUGUUACUGUUUUUACGUCAUUAAUAUAAGAGUCACGUUUUAUGGAGAUUUUAUGGAAGCUUCCUGAGGGAGUGAAAAAAGAGAGAUUAAUAUUUUCUUCCUUUUUAUAUACAUGAGAGAGAAUUUCUCAUUUUCUAGAAAAUAUUGUUUGAAGAAAUAUAUACAUAUAUUAAAAAUGUUUAUAAGAAUAACGUUAUAUUUAUUUAACUGUAACAUUUUUUAACAGCUGUAAUGUUUUAAAAAGAUUAAAGUUGCGACAAUAUACUGCGUGUUACAAGU